CAUCAUCAUCUAUUCAUAUGUUAAAAAUAGAAUAUAUUUCCAUCAAAUUUCCUAAAAAUAAAAAAAUUCCACCAACCCACCAAUAAAACCAGUCAACGGUUCUGAUCAUCUCUCACUUACAUCAAACGGCCACCAACCCCCCCUUUUUUUUCAAAAUUUGUAAAAGUUGUUGUCCAAUUUUCUCUCUCUUCCUUCUUAUAUUUCUACUCAUAAUCCCCACCAAAACCUUACUUUCUCUCUCUACAAUUCCAACAAUGGCGUCCUCUCUUUCUCUCUCCCAAGCCAUCUCCGCCGGCCGUACUUCCACCUCUCGCAACCCUUCAACACCCACAAACCGUCUUCCUUCUUCACUUUCUCUCUCUUCCUCCUCUUCUUCUGUUUCUCUCCUCAAAUCAUCUUCUUUCUCUCUAAAAACCUCCCGGCGAGUGGCCCCACGCGCCACCGUACGCGCUUCUGCGGUGGAAUCCCUCGACAAGUCUGGUACUACUGAAGAUACCCUGAUCGAUAAAUCGGUGAAUACGAUCCGGUUUUUGGCGAUUGAUGCCGUUGAAAAGGCGAAUUCGGGUCACCCGGGUUUACCCAUGGGUUGUGCUCCGAUGGGUCACAUUUUGUACGAUGAAGUUAUGCGGUAUAAUCCGAAGAACCCUUAUUGGUUUAACCGUGAUCGCUUUGUUUUGUCCGCCGGUCAUGGGUGUAUGCUCCAGUAUGCUCUCCUACACUUGGCUGGUUAUGACAGUGUCACUGAAGAAGAUUUGAAGAACUUCCGCCAGUGGGAAAGCAGAACUCCUGGUCAUCCUGAAAAUUUUGAGACUCCUGGGAUUGAAGUCACCACUGGUCCCCUUGGUCAGGGUAUUGCCAAUGCUGUUGGGCUGGCACUUGCAGAGAAGCACUUGGCUGCUCGGUUUAACAAGCCUGAUAUGGAGAUUGUUGAUCACUACACGUAUGCUAUUCUUGGAGAUGGUUGCCAAAUGGAAGGUGUUUCUCAGGAAGCCUGUUCCCUUGCUGGACAUUGGGGACUUGGAAAGCUUAUUGCAUUCUAUGACGACAACCAUAUAUCUAUUGAUGGUAGCACUGAUAUUGCAUUCACUGAGGAUGUUGACAAACGGUUUGAGGCUCUUGGAUGGCAUGUGAUUUGGGUCAAGAAUGGUAACAAUGGCUAUGAUGAAAUUCGCGCUGCAAUCAGAGAGGCUAAGGCUGUUAAGGACAAGCCGACCUUAAUCAAGGUGACAACAACUAUCGGUUAUGGCUCUCCAAACAAGUCAAAUUCAUACAGUGUGCAUGGUAGUGCCUUGGGAGCUAAGGAAGUAGAAGCAACUAGGAGCAACCUUGGAUGGCCAUAUGAGCCAUUCCAUGUACCCGAGGAUGUUAAAAAACAUUGGAGCCGCCAUACUUCUGAGGGAGCAGCCCUUGAAUCUGAAUGGAAUUCUAAAUUUGCUGAGUAUGUGAAGAAGUACAGUGAUGAAGCUGCAGAGUUGAAGUCUAUCAUCACUGGGGAAUUACCUUCUGGCUGGGAGAAGGCACUUCCGACAUACACCCCCGAGAGCCCUGGUGAUGCUACAAGAAAUCUGUCUCAACAAUGCCUGAACGCCCUUGCAAUUGUUCUUCCAGGUUUUCUUGGUGGAAGUGCUGACCUUGCUUCCUCAAACAUGACUUUGCUGAAGAUGUUUGGAAAUUUCCAGAAGGAUACUCCCGAGGAAAGGAAUCUUCGAUUUGGUGUUCGGGAGCAUGGAAUGGGAUCCAUCUGCAAUGGGAUUGCUCUCCACAGCCCAGGCUUCAUCCCUUACUGUGCAACUUUCUUCGUCUUCACAGACUACAUGAGAGCUUCCAUAAGGAUGGCUGCCUUGUCCCAGGCUGGGGUCAUCUUUGUCAUGACCCAUGACUCUAUUGGACUUGGGGAAGACGGGCCGACUCAUCAGCCUAUUGAGCAUUUGGCGAGUUUCCGGGCCAUGCCAAAUGUUUUUAUGUUCCGUCCUGCAGAUGGUACUGAGACAGCUGGUGCCUACAGAGUUGCAGUACUAAACAAAAAGACACCUUCUAUUCUUGCUCUUUCUCGACAAAAGCUUCCCCAGCUUCCGGGAACUUCCAUUGAAGGGGUUGAAAAAGGUGGUUACAUCAUUUCUGACAAUUCAAAGGGGAACAACCCAGAUGUUAUCCUAAUGGGAACUGGUUCUGAACUAGAGAUUGCCGCUAAAGCUGCCGAUGAUCUUAGAAAGGAUGGAAAGGCUGUUAGAGUUGUGUCAUUUGUUUCAUGGGAGCUCUUCGAUGCUCAAUCUGAGUCAUACAAAGAGAGCGUAUUGCCAGCCGAUGUGACAGCUAGAGUCAGCAUUGAAGCUGGAACUACAUUUGGAUGGUUGAAGUAUGUUGGCUGCAAGGGUAAGGCAAUUGGUAUUGACCGGUUUGGAGCCAGUGCCCCUGCUGGGAAGAUAUACAAGGAGUUGGGAAUCACAAAAGAGGCCGUCAUUGAAGCAGCUAAAUCACUAUGCUAAAUCACUAUGCUAGACAUGGUGAUCUCAGUGUUUUUUGAUUGCCGCAAUUCCCACUUUUUUCUCCAUACAGUUUUUGUAUCGUUUAUUGGAGGGGGAUGGAUCUCAUAAUAAGAGAGUUUGAUAAUACAUCGCUUGUUUUACUGCAACCAACAGAGCCAAGUUUAAUUGAGGUUUGAGCCUCGAGGAAGACCUAUAAGAAAAGCCAUUUCACAGAGUAGAUGUUUAUGAUUUAUGUAAGCAUAUUGAGCUUUUUGAACCUCUGUAGUUUGUGCUAUUUGGUAAUUGAUUUUAACUAUCAUCUUCAUCUUUAGUGUUCUUUAAGAUGAACUGCUAAAGCAUAACGAGCGAUCCAGUUUAGGCAUGUUGAGUUUACGAGUGUUUAAUUCCAUUGCCUUUAAAUGGUUUUCUAAA
Molecule: messenger RNA, 2897 nt
Organism: Chenopodium quinoa (quinoa)
Lineage: Eukaryota; Viridiplantae; Streptophyta; Magnoliopsida; Caryophyllales; Amaranthaceae
Product: transketolase, chloroplastic-like
Exons: 7
Coding region: 255-2486 (743 amino acids)
Biological process (GO): pentose-phosphate shunt
Cellular component (GO): cytosol
Molecular function (GO): transketolase activity
Source: RefSeq, a predicted model, not a curated record